UCCGGCUAAAAGGAGGGCCAGGAGUACAGGAGAAUGAAGUGUUGAAUGGUGGAGCAGUCGCGAUGGGCUGAACGGCCUCAUUACUGCUCCUUCUUUCCCCCAGCUUCUCUCGGCUGGAGUUUCGACAGAGUGGGGAAAUGUAACUAAUUAGCUCGGAGAUCUCGGGGUUAUUUCACAACCGCCAGAGAGCGAGAUGAAAUCUGAUGCGAGCAAUGUAAUGUUACUCCGGCGAGAAGCUGAGGGAGCAGAAAUAAAAAAAGGGAGGGGGCUUCCAAGGCCACGCCUGCCCCGUGACGCCACCCCACAGAAGCGCGGACAGGAGCGACAUUAGAUAGACGCAUGUUGUGUUCUCUGUAUGUCUGUGAGAUCUUUCGGAGGGUAUAGUGACUUUCAAUGGAAGAGAGCAGAAGCAGCGAGAACAGGGAGAAACUUCUCGUUAACUCCCGCGCUUCUCUCUCCAAUUAUCCCCGGUGGAUGUGAUUCUUGACCUAUCGUUGGGUAUUUGGGAAGUCUGCAGUAUGUGGAAAGGGUCUAACAUGGAUAAAGCAGCAGCGGAUUGGCAGGAGGCAAAGAGUGGAAAUAAAGGGAGCCUUUUCUCCUGGGUUGCCGGUGACGGGGUCGGUGAUGGGACUGCUUCUUUUUACAUGAUCCUUUUUACCUUGUUGGAACACGGGCCAACCUGUUGAUUCUGAAUGGACAACCUUGGCUUUGAUACAAUGGAGGAAACCUUUUCUAAUUUCUCUGAUUUGACGAGUAGUCCAACCGCUGCUAUCAACAAAACCUGUUACUUGAACAAGGGCUUCCAGUUUUACUACCUGCCCAUCAUGUACAUCAUCGUCUUUGUCACCGGAUUCAUCGGCAACAGUGUUGCCCUCUGGAUGUUCAUAUUCCACAUGCGACCUUGGAGCAGCAUCACCAUCUACAUGUUCAACCUCGUCCUGGCCGAUCUCUUCUAUGUCUUCUCCUUGCCCAUUCUGAUCUUUUACUAUUUCAACAAGACAGACUGGAUCUUUGGUGAGGUCCUGUGCAAGCUGCAACGGUUUAUAUUCCACGUCAACUUGUACAGCAGCAUCUUGUUCCUCACCUGCAUCAGCGUCCAUAGGUACACGGGGGUUGUCCAUCCUAUGAAGUCGCUGGGCAGGCUGAAGAAGAAGUCCGCCAUCAUCGUCUGCACAUGUGUGUGGGUUGCCGUGGCAGUCAGCAUCUCCCCGAUACUGUACUUCUCCAGAACAGGGCUCAGGAAGAACAAAACCAACACCUGUUAUGACACAACGUCAAAAGAACUCCUUCACACAUACUUCAUCUACAGCAUGAGUACCACCUUCUUUGGAUUCUGUGUCCCCUUUGCCACCAUCUUGGUCUGUUACGGUUUCAUAGUGAAGGCGCUGAUAUCAAAUGACAUGAAGACUCCUCUACGGGGCAAGUCCGUGCGUCUGGUCAUCAUUGUGUUGCUGGUCUUCGCCAUCUCCUACUUGCCCUUCCACGUGAUGAAGAAUCUAAACCUUCAGUCCAGACUUUAUUACCAAGGGAUAGACACGUGCACGUGGAAUAAUAGGGUGUAUGCCAUGUACCAGGUGACCAGGGGUCUUGCCAGUCUCAACAGCUGCGUGGACCCCAUCCUGUACUUUUUGGCUGGUGACACCUUCAGGAGGAGAUUCACCUCUGCUGCCUCUAGGUUUGUGUCCAGGCGAAGUGGGGCCCAACAACCAUUCAGGAGUGAAGAUAGUCCACUGCAGGCUGUGACAAAUAUCUCACAAAAUGGAGACACUUCCCUAUGAACCUGUAUUUAGGCAGUGAACUGUGUCAUUUUCUCUAGGGUCAGCAGGUACUGUAAGCUAUUGCACUUGAGGCUGAUGUAAUUUCAAAGCAUUUGUCUCCAUAGGAAAUGACGAUGAGUGGGGUAUUCAGGAAUUAAGUGCUCAAGCAUGCUGUCCUUACAGAACCACUCUGAUUCCAAAUCAGUCUCCAUUGUGAACCUGAAACUUGAAUUUUUUAAAAAAAAUUGUUUUGGCAUUUGACAAGGUUUUUAAUUGUCGCUCCACUUCCUGCUGCAUCAUGACCCUCCCUCCCUGUCCUAGAGGUACCACCAUGGAUGCAUUUAGAAAUGGGCUUUAAAAGGUAAAGAGUUUAAACACCGUCAAAUGAGUUGUUUUGCCUCAAUGAGCAACACGACCUUAAAAUGUGCUGGGGGGCAGCUCACAAUUGUCACCAUGCUUCCAGUGCCAACAUAUUGUGCCCACAAAUGACUAAAAGUGACUUUUAUGUGUUUCUGAAACGUAGGAGGAAACUGGAACACCUGGAGGAAACCCAUAUGGUUACGGGGAGAUUGUACAAACUCCUUACAGAUGGUGGAGGGAAUUGAACCCUGACCUUCCGAAUGCUGUUGCUGCAAAGCGUUACGCUAACUGCUAUGCUACUGUGCUGCCCAUCGGUCUCAUCCAGCAGGAGGUACCAAACCCAGCACUGUCCAUCCCCAUAAAGUGGCACAGUGCCACUGUCAGUAGAGCUGCUGCCUAACAGCUCCAAUAAACCAAGCUAAGUCCUCACCUCUGACGCUGCAGCGUUUGUUCCUUCUCCGUGAAAUUAAUUCUCCUGCAGCCAUUCACACUAGAACAAGGAAGUACAAUAGAAUCAAUGUAAAACCACACACAAAGACGGACAAACAACCAGCAUGCAAAAUACGACAAACUAACAAUGUGCAAAAGAAGACAAGCUGUGCAAAUACAAAAAAAAACAAAUAGUAAUAAAAAAUAAGUAAAUAAAUAAUACUGAGAACUUGAGUUAUAGAAUCCUUCAAAGUGAGUCGGUAGGUUGCAGAAUCAGUUCAGUAUUGACGUGAGUGAAGUUAUCCAUGCUGAUUCAGGAGCGUGGGGGUUGGAGGUUGUAAAUUGUAAUAGGGUUGCAUGUGACAAUGAGAAACAGUUUUUCGAUGUUAAAUCUGGAAGGCUGCAAUGAAACUAGCUGAAGAGUAAGCUACUGUUUUUCAAGCUUAUUGGCUCUGGCCCUGAGUACAGUUCUCCACUGAAUGCAAAUAGACUGUUGGACGUUAAACUACUCUCCACCUGUACCUAACAAAGUGGUCACAGAGUCACUGAGUAUACGUUCAUCAUCUUCUGCUGCUGUAGCAGAUCCACUUCAAGAUUCAAUAUGUUGUGUUUUCAGAGAUGCUCUUUUGCACUGUUAUAACAUGGGGUUAUUUGAGUUAAUGUCGCCAAUCUGAUCAUUCACUUCUGAUCUCUGUCAUUAACAAGGCAUUUUCACGCACAGAGCUGCUGCUCACUGGAUGUUGUUUGUUUUACACACCAUUCUCUGUAAACUGGAUGGGGUGGGGGCCGUCUCCAACGAGAUCCAACCAGUAAACAAACUUCGCCUCCUCCAGCGGGAUCCUGUACGUCGGUGAGACCUGACGUAGAUUGGAAGACUGCUUCACCAAGCAUCUAUGCUCCAUCCGCAAGAACAAGCGGGAACUCCCAGUGGCCACCCAUUUUAAUUCCACUUACCAUUCCCACUCCGAUAUGUCAAUCCAUGACCAUCUCCACUGUCGUGAUGAGGCCACACUUAGGGUGGAGGAACAACACCUUAUAUUCCAUUUGGGUAGCCUCCAACCUGAUGGCAUGAACAUUGAUUUCUCAAACUUCUGGUAAUACCCUCCCCCCCUUCACCAUUUUCCAUCCCCUUUUCUCUCUCUCAUCUCCUUGCCUGCCCAUCGCCUCCCUCUGGUGCUCCUUUCCCCUUUUUCUUUCUUCCAUGGCCUUCUGUCUUUUUCACCAAUCAACUUCCCAGCUCUUUACUUCAUUCCUCCCCCUCCAGGUUUCUCCUAUCACCUGGUGGCUCUGUCUCCCCUACCCCAACCCCCCAUCUUUCAAAUCUACUCCUCAGCUUAUUUUUCCCAGUCCUGAUGAAGGGUUUUGGCCUGAAAUGUCAACUGUACUUUUUUUUUCCAGAGAUGCUACUUGGCCUGCUGUGUUCCACCAGCAAUUUGUCUGUCUGUAUCUUGUUUUACGGCGGUUGGCAUCCAGCUUAAUGGUGCAUUACCGCCAACCAGCAAUUUGUGUGUGUUACAAGGAACUUUAAAUGCUUAAUGACUGUCGUAAACAACAAUUAACAUGUUCAAGUGCUCUCAAAGGUUCAGAGCCCAGUGCUCUCUGGCGCCCCACACAGGCCAGGAGAACUCAUUACACCAUCAAGUGUUCCUGGCGUUCCAUUUGCUCCAUUCCCACAUUCCCACCAUGGGUCACCCAAAUCCUGCAUCUGAACCUGAGCCCUCCUUCAUCUUACCUGUUUUUGUGACUUACAAUCAAAGUAUCAACUAUUCUUUCCCACCUUUCCAUCUCUGCAACUGUUACAAUCACUCAGUGUACAAAGUGAAUGAAUACAAAGCAAUUUUUGGCCUCCUCUACAGCUAUGAUGAGACCACUCUCAGACUGAAAGAACAAUACUUCAUAUUGUGUCCGGGAAUGAAAGAACAACACAUCAUAUUCUGGCCAGGUAGCCUCCAACCUGAUGGAAUGAGUACUGAUUUUUUUUAACUUCCAAUAAUUUCUCCCCAUCCCUUUCCCCCCAUAUCAUUCCUCAUUCUGGUUCACCUCUUACCACUUCUCAUCUCCUCACCAGCCCACGCCCGUCUACCAAUCAUCCUCAGACAUGCCCACCACCUACCUACAGAAUCAGAAUCAGAUUUAAUAUCACCGCCCUAUGCCAUGAAAUUUUUUGUUAUGCUGCAGCAGAACAUUGCAAUACAUAAUAAUUAAAAUUUGUAAGUUACAGUAAGUGUAUACAUAUUAAAUAAAUUAAUAGUACAAAAAGAGAAACAGAAGUAAUGAGGUGGUGUUUGUAGGUUCAAUGUCCACUCUGAAAUCUGAUGGCAGAGAGGAAGAAGCUGUUCCCAAAUCAUGAGUGUGUGCUUUCAGGCUCCUGUGCCUCAUCCCUGAGGGUAGCAAUGAGGAGAGGGCAUGUCCCAGGUGAUGGAGGUCCUUAGUGAUCGAUGCCACAUUUAUGAAAGCAUCGCCCCUCUGAAUAUGUCAUGGAUACGGGGGAGGCUAGCGCCCAAUAUAGAACUGACUUUUAGUAAUGGCAUCCGUUAGUCUUGCAAGACCAUGGAUCUGUGCCUGGAAAGUCUUCACUCUCUAGGGCGCAGGCCUGGGCAAGGUUGUAUGGAAGACCAGCAGUUGCCCAUGCUGCAAGUCUCCCCCCUCCACGACACCAAUGUUGUCCAAGGGAAGGGCAUUAGGACCCAUACAGCUUGGCACCAGUGUGGUCGCAGAGCAAUGUGUGAUUAAGUGCUUUGCUCAAGGACACAACAUGUUGCCUUGGCUGGGGCUCGAAUUCACGACCUUUAGGUCGCUAAUCCAAUGCCUUAACCACUUGGCCACACAUCACAACUUUUAAGUAGGGCAAUUUACAGUUAGUCUACCGACCUGCACAUCUUUAAGGUGCUGGAGGAAGAUGGGAAGUUGCAAUUCAUAUUGCGAACGUGCAAAAUGUUGUACCUGGAUCCUUGGGACUCUGAUGCAACAGAGAUGACCACUGUGUCACCAUAGUCACAGAGUCAUAGAGGAACACAGCAUAGAAACAGGCCCUUCAACCUCAUCUACUUCAGACGUCCUCAGUAAUCGGGUGCUAAGAUAUCAGCAGCCCACCUUACUCUCUAUACAAACUUACUAUCCACUUAAAGUAAAGGAAAUCCUACAAUGGGAAGGAAAGUUAGCUUUCGUUUCCCUCAAUUCCCACCCCCCAUUCAGAUAUUCAGAUUCAAAUAGAGUCACACGGUAGCCUAGCGGUUAGAGUAACACCUUGCAGAACUAGCUGCAAAGUUUGGGGUUCAAUUUUUGCCACUGUCUGUAAGUGUAGUGACACGUGGCCAGCCCAGCACAAUCCUUUCUGAUUUGGUUUGAUGCAAACUGACGCUUUUCACUGCAACACACACAAGAUGCUGGAGGAACUCAGCAGGUCAGGCAGCAUCGAUGGAAAUGAUGCGGAUUUAGGACUGAGACCCUCCAUCAGGUCAGAUUUCACUGUAUGUUUUGAAGUACGUAUGACUAAUAUGGCUAGUCUUUAAUCUUUUAUAGACAAUCCAUAGAUAAUCUGCACAUUAAUCCCAUUCACUGGCCUUAUCUCUACUUUCCCCAGUAUCUUUUAAUAGUAUUAUUCUGUCAAUCUCAGAUUUAAAAUAUUUUAUUGAGUAACCACCACUUCCUUUUGCCAGAUCUAUAUUUUGAUCUUGUGUGAAGAAACCUAUCCCCGCCCCUCUCCUGAGAGAAUGGCCUCUUGAUUUUUUUCUUCAGUCAGUCUCAUGGCCUUGAAAAGACUGAUCAAUCUCAGAUUCCAAUCUUUCAUAUGUCACCCACCUUCAAAAACCUUUGGCAGGACAGAAGUCUUGAUCAAUGUCAAAGAUGACCUGAGACACUCAGAAUUUGAAACUGCUCAUUGUUUUCACUGCUGAUCCCUCGACGAGGACUGGUUGGUGUUACCUCGAUUUAUCCUUCCUUAAGUUCACGUCAGUUUCUUGGUCUUACAGACAUUGAAUGCAGGGUUGUUGUUGAUAGACCACUCAAUGAGCUGAUCUAUCUCGCUCCUGUACACCUCCUACUUACCAUCUGAAAUUCUGUCAACAAUAGUUGUGUCAGCGUCAAAUUUAUAAAUGGUGUUUGAGCUGUGCCCAGCCACGCAGUCCUGUGUGUAGACAAAGUAGAGCAGUGGGUUUACUCCUUGAGGUGCGCCAGUGUUGAUUAUCAGCAUUGAGGAGAUGAUAUUUCUGAUCUGCACUGACUGUGUUCUCCCGGUGAGGAAGUCAAAAAUCCAGUUGUGGAUGGAGGUACUGAGACUCAGAAUUUGGAGCUUGUUGAUUAGAACUGACGGUAUGAUUGUGUUGAAACCUGAGUUGUAAUCAAAAAACAGCAGCCUGAUGAAGGUGUUGCUAUUGACCAGGUAAUCCAAGGCCAAAUGGAGAGCCAGUGAGAUUGCACUAGCUGUAGACCUAUUGUGGCAAUAGGCAAAUUGCAGUGGGUCCAGGUUCUUUCUUAGGCAGGAGUUGAUUCUAGUCAAGACCAAUCUCCCAAAGCAGUUCAUCGCAGUGGAUGUGAGUAACGACUGGGCAGCUCAACCUGCUCUCCUUGGGCACUGUUAUGAUUCUCACCCUUUAGAGGCAAGUGGGAACCUCCAACUGCAUCACUGAGAAUGAAGGUGCCCUUGAACACUCCUGCCAGUUGCUUGGCACAGGUUUUUAGUGCUCUACUAGGUACACUGUCUAGGUACACUAGGUACGCCUUGCGAGGUUGCACCCUCUUGAAAGAUGUUCUGAUGUCUGCUUCUGAGACAGAGGCUACAGGGUCACCAGAUGCCUCAAGGAUUCACACAGGUGUAGUUUUAUUCUCCCUUUCAAAGUAUGCAUAAAAGGCAUUGAUUUCAUCUGGGUGUGACAUCACAGCCGUUCAUGAUUGUGGGAAAUAAUGGCCUGCACACCCUGCCAGAGCAUCUGAUUCCAUCUCUAACUUCAAUUGGAAUUGUUUUCUCACUCCUAAUAUAGCCUUUCACAGGUCGUACCUGUCCUUCCAGUUUAAUUCUGGAGCAAAGGUUCAAAGGUUAAUUUUAUUUUCAAAGUGUGCAUGUAGAAUACAAUUCUGAUAUUUGUCUUCUCCAGCUAGCCAUGAAAUACAGAAAAAACACAAGAGUCGUUGAAAGAAAAGUCAUCAGCCCCCCUCCCCUCAUGAAAAGGAAAAGAAACAAAACUCGCAAAUCCCAACCCUGCCAUCCCUUCCCUCGCACAAAAGAACUGACAGAUUAUCCACACAGAAACGACAGCUGGAAUACAAAAUCCCAAACCCCCCAACCCCUCCCUUAUACAAAAACCAACAGAUCAUAAUCUGUUGCUUGAAUUUCCAGCAUCUGCAGAAUUCCUGUUGUUUGAUCAUAAUCAGAAUCAUGUUUAUUAUCACUGGCAGGUGAUGUGAAAUUUGUUAACUUAGCAGCAGCAGCAGUUCAAUGCAAUGCAUAAUAUUAACGAGAAAAAAAAUAAAUCAAUUACAGUAUAAGUAUAUUGAAUAGAUUAAAAAAUGUGCUAGAAACAGAAAUUCUGUAUAUUUAAAAAAGUGAGGUUCAAUGUCCAUUUAGGAAUCGGAUGACAGAGGGGAAGAAGCUGUUCCUGAAUCGCUGAGUGUGCGCCUUCAGGCUUCUGUAUCUCCUACAUGAUGGUAACAGUGAGAAAAGGGCAUGCCCAGGGUGUUGGAGGUCCUUAAUAAUGGUUGCUGCCUUUCUGAGACACCACUCCCUGAAGAUGUCCUGGGUACUUUGUAGGCUAGUGCCCGAGAUGGAGCUGACUAGAUUUACAACCCUCUGCAGCUUCUUUCGGUCCUGUGCAGUAGUCCCCCAACCCCCACCCCCCAUACCAGACAGUGAUGCAGUCUGUCAGAAUGCUCUCCAUGGUACAUCUGUAGAAGUUUUCGAGUGUAUUUGUUGACAUGCCAAAUCUCUUCAAACUCCUAAUGAAGUAUAGCCACUGUUUGGCCUUCUUUAUAACUACAUCAGUAUACUGGGACCAGGUUAGAUCCCCAGAGAUCUUGACACCCAGGAACUUGAAGCUGCUCACUCUCUCCACUUCUGAUCGCUCUAUGAGGAUUGGUAUGUGUUCCUUUGUCGUACCCUUCCAGAAGUCCUCAAUCAGCUCUUUUGUCUUACUAACGUUGAGUGCCAGGUUGUUGCUGUGGCACCACUCCACUAGUUGGCAUAUCUCACUCCUGUAUACACUCUCAUCUCCAUCUGAGAUUCUACAAAACAAUGGUUGUAUCAUCAGCAAGUUUAUAGAUGCUAUUUGAGCUAUGCCUAGCCACACAGUCAUGGGUAUAUAGAGAGUAGAUCAGUCAGCUAAGCACACACCCCUGAGGUGUGCCAGUGUUGAUGAUCAGUGAGGAGGAUAUGUUACCACUAACUGCACAGAUUAUGGAAUUCCGGUUAGGAAAUUGCAGGGGGAGGUACAGAGACCCAGGUUCUGCAACUUCUUACUCAGGAUUGUGGGAAUGAUGGUAUUAAAUGCCGAGCUAUAGUCGAUGAACAGCAUCCUGACAUAGGUGUUUGUGUUGUCCAGGUGGUUUACUGUAAAGCUGUGUGGAGAGCCAUUGAGAUUGCAUCUGCUGUUGACCUGUUAUGGUGGUGAUAGGCAAAUUGCAAUGGGUCCAGGCCCUUGCUGAGGCAGGAGUUCAGUCUAGUCAUGAGCAACCUCUCAAAGCAGUUCAUCACUGUCGAUGUGAGUGAUACCGGGCGAUAGUCAUUAAGGCAGCUCACAUUAUUCUUCUUAGGCACUGGUAUAAUUGUUGCCUUUAUGAAGCAAGUGGGAACAGUGAGAGGUUGAAAAUGUCCUUGAAUACUCCUGCUAGUUGGUUGGCACAGGUUUUCAGAGCCUUGCCAGGUACUCCCUCUGGGCCUUCCACCUUGCGAGGGUUCACUUUCUUUAAAGACAGCCUUUCAUCGGCCUCUGAGACAGGGAUCACAGGGUCAUCAGGUGCAGCAGGGAUCUUCACAGCUGUGAUUGUGUUCUUCCUUUCAAAGCAGGCAUAGAAGGCCUUGAGUUCAUCUGGUAGUGAAGCAUUACUGCCUUUGUAGGAAGUAAUGUCUUGCAAACCCUGCCAGAGUUACUGUGCAUCCAAUAUUGCCUCCAACUUCAUUUGAAAUUGUCCCUUCGCCCUUGAAAUAGCCCUCUGCAAAUCAUACCUGGUUUUCUGGUACUGGCGUGGGUUGCCAGCCCUGAAUGCCACAGAUCUAGCCUUCAGCAGACGACCUACCUCCUACUUUGUCCACGGCUUUUGGUUUAGGAAUGUACAGUAAGUCUUUGUAGGCACACACUCAUCCACACCUGGAAGACGGCAGCCAGAGCAUCAGAAUCCCCAAACUCCCAACACCUUCCCUCACAAAAAGAACAGCGGAAACAGCACCAAACCCCUUACCGCCUCUCCCACACAGUAAAACAGAUCGUCCACACAGAAAAACCAAUAGGAACAUCAGAUUCCAAAUCCCGAACCCCUCCCUUGCACAAAAGCUAACACAUCGCCCACCCAGAACCCCAACCCGUCAAUCAGGAACGGGAAAGAAAACAGGAAACUGAAGGAGACCAAUAUAAACUACAGUUCAAUAAUCACAUAAAUCUCAUCUCAGAAUUUCAAAAACAUCAGGAGAUUAAUGUAAUUACUGGACUGUAGUUUGGUCUUGAAUGCCACAGAUCUAGCUAUCAGAUGACUACAAACUUCCUUGUUUAUUCACAGCUUUUGAUUUGGGUAUGUCCGGUAUGUUCUUGGAAGCACACACUCAUCCACACAAGUCUAAAUGAAAACAAUGGCAUAUUCAUUCAGAUUCAAAGGUGAAUCCUUGAAUGUUGUCCAGUCCACCAACUCAACACAGUCCUGUGGGUCCACCUUCCUUAACCAGACCUUAAUGGUCUUCACUACUACUGCUACUGUCUGUAGUCUCUGCCCAUAUGCCAGGUGUAGAAGUUAUCGGACUUUUCAAAAGUUUGGGCAUGGGGUGGCACGGUAAGCAUUCUUGAUGGUGGCAUAACAGUAGUCAAGUACUGUAUCUGUAGAAUAUUUUGUGUCUCUGUAUUUCCCCAUUCCUCUUCAACAACCAGUGAUUUCCCGGACCGUUUUAAGUACUUUAAUUAUUUUACUUCCUGAAUGCAGGAAUACAUUUAGUGUAACCUCAUAAUUUAACAGUGUUCGUCCAUUUGUCUUGCUGGUAAAAGAAGAGUAGUGUGGUCAGUGAUGUCCAUCAUGUUGGGUACAGAAGAGGAAAUCUUAUUAGGUACACCUGCUCAUUGAUGUGAAUAUCUAAUCAGUCGCUGAGUUCAUAAAAGUAAUGCAGACAUGAUCAGGAGGUUCAAUUGUUGUUCAGAAUGGGGAAGAAAUGUGAUCUAAGUGACUUUGACUGUGGAAUGAUUGUUGGUGCCAGAUGGGGUGGUUUGAAUAUCUCAGAGUCUGCUGAUCUCCUAGGAUAUUCACACGCAACAGUCUCUGGAAUUUACAGAGGAUGGUGCAAAAAACAAACAAGAAAAAGAUCAGUGAGGGGCAGUUGUUGUUAAUGAGGGAGGCUGGACUAGUUCAUGCUGACAGGAAAGCGACAGUAGCACAAGAUUCAUAAUUGUUUAAUGUCAUUUACAGUACACUAGUGUAAAGGAGAAUUCAGUAACAGCUACUCAUAACCACAUGUUACAACAGUGGUGUGCAGAAAAGCAUCUCUGAAUGCACAACACAUUGAACCUGAAGUGGAUGGGCUACACAGUAGAAGACCACAAUUGUGCACUCAGUGGCCACUUUAUUAGGUACAAGAUAUAUCUAAUAAAGUGGCCACUGAUUGUACUCAUUUUCCAAGGAAACAGAACUAAAACCUGGAGGAUAUUGGUUAAAUGUUGGGGGGAGGGGGGAAGGAGAAGAUUUGGAAGGGACUUGGGCAACCUCUUCACACAGUGGGGGUCGCAUAUAUGGAUCAACCUGUCUGAGGAAGUAGUUGAGGCAGAUGCAAUAACAACAUUUGAAAAACAUUUGGAUAAGUAUUGUACAAGUGUAGGAGGGACUGGAAGAGAUAUGGACCAAAUGUGGAAACAGUAGUUAGCAGGGACAAGUUGGGCUGAAAGGCCUGUUUUCAUAGUCAUAGUCAUACUUUAUUGAUCCCAGGGGGAAACUGGUUUUUGUUACAGUUGCACCAUAAAUAAUAAAUAGCAAUAGAAUCAUAAAUAGUUAAAUAGUAAUAUGUAAAUUAUGCCAGUAAAUUGUGAACUAAGUCCAGGACCAGCCUAUCAGCACAGGGUAUCUGACCCUCCAAGGGAGGAGUUGUAAAGUUUGAUGGCCACAGGCAGGAAUGACUUCCUAUGAUGCUCUGUGUUGCAUCUUGGAGGAAUGAGUCUCUGGCUGAAUGUACUCCUGUGCCCACCCAGUACAUUAUGUAGUGGAUGGGAGACAUUGUCCAAGAUGGCAUGCAACUUAGACAGCAUCCUCUUUUCAGACACCACCGUGAAAGAGUCCAGUUCCAUCCCCACAACAUCACUGGCCUUACGAAUAAAUUUGUUGAUUCUGUUGGUGUCUGCUACCCUCAGCCAACUACCCCAGCACACAACAGCAAACAUGAUAGCACUGGCCACCACAGACUCGUAGAACAUCCUCAGCAUCGUCCAGCAGAUGUUAAAGGACCUCAGUCUCCUCAGGAAAUAGAGACGGCUCUGACCCUUCUUGUAGACAGCCUCAGUGUUCUUUGACCAGUCCAGUUUAUUGUCAAUUCGUAUCCCCAGGUAAUUCAUGCUGUAUUACUCUAUGACUGGGCACAGAGGCUAUCUCCUGCUCAUAUUUUCUUGUGUCCUCCUGCUCUGUGACAUGUGAAGAUCUUCCCUAGUUCUGGCCUCAUGCUCAAACCUGAUUUGGAUCACUCUACACCAGGAUGACAUACCUUGCCUUUCCUUUAUCCUGUAAUUCCCUCUCAAACUCUUGUUUCCCCUGGUGUUGCUUGAAACUCACCUCUUAGACAAGACUUUUGGUUGUCGUUCUGGAGUCUCGGGUGGUUCACUGUCAGAAUCAAAGAACUUUAGAUGGAUAAUGUUUUGGUUCAAGGUGUUGUAAAGUUUUAGAACAUAGAACAGUACAGCACAGGCUUUUCAACCCAUGAUGCUCUGCCAAACCUUUAACCUACACCAAUAUUAAUCAAAUCCACAUAACCAAUCAUUCUUCUUCCACCCAUGUGUCUAUCUAAGACUCUUGAAUGUCCCUAAUGUAUCUUCUUCUUCCACCACCUUUAGCUGCAAGUUCCAGGGAACCACUACUCUGUAAAAAAACCUAUGUCUGACAUCCCCCAAAUAUUCCUCCAAUCACUUUAAAAUUAUGCCCCUUAUAUUACCCAUCUCAGCCUUAGGACAUAUGUGCUGGCUGUCCAUUCUAUCAAUGCCCCAUCAUCUUAUACACUUCUAUCAAGUUACCUCUCAUCCUCCUUCACUCUAAAGAGAAACGGUCUAACUUGCUUAAUCUUUCCUCAUAAGACAUGUUCUCUAAUCCAGGCAGCAUCCUGGUAAAUCUCCUCUGCACCCUCUCCAAAGAAACCUCAUCUUUCUUUUCAUGAGGCUACCAGAAAUUAACACAAUACACCAGUCCUGCUGAAGGGUUUUGACCUGAAACAUCGACUGUACUCUUUUCCAUAGAUGCUGUCUGACCUGCUGUUCCUCUAGCAUUUUGUGUGUGUUGCUUGGAUUUCCAGCAUCAGCAGAUUUUCUCGUGCUUACAGUAUGCCAAGUGUGGUUGAACCUGGAUUUUAUAGAGCUACAACAUUUCCUCAUGGCUCUUGAACUCAAUCCCCCAUCUAAUGAAGGCCAACACACAAUAUGCUUGUGUAACCACCCUAUCAACUUGCGUAGUAGCUUUGAGGGAUCUAUGGCCAAAGACCCCAAGAAACCUCUGGAUCUCCACUUUUGCUGUAUUACUGGCUAUAUUAUGUGACCAAUGUGCCAGCAUUCUACCUGGGGUCUGAGUGGAGUUGAGCCGCUGGCAGAGGGGUUGGAGUUGGAUGUAUGAUUGGAGAUUUGGAGGGACGAGGGAAGUGAAUAGUUAGUGGGAAACAGUUUGUCAAUCAGAAUCAGGUCUACUACCUCUGAUGCAAGUCAUGAAAUCUGUUGUUUUGCAGCAGCAGUAUCGGGCAAGCAUAACAAAUUACUAUAAAUCACAAUAAAAGUAAAACAUAAAGAGUGCAAGAAAGGAAUAAUGAGGCAAUGUUCACACGUUCAUGAACAAUUUAGAGAUCCAAUGGCAGAGGGGAAGAAGCUGUUUCUAAAAUAUUGAGCACAUAUCUUCAGGCUCCUGUACCUCUUCCUUGAUAGGGAGAGCGGGGUAUGUCCUGGGUGAUUAUGGUCAUUAAUGAUGGAUGCCAUAGUCUUGAAGCAUUGCCUUUGGAAGAACCUGGGCAAGCACUUGUUUGUUCAUUGUUUACCGUGUCAUACGACGUGGGCGAUCAUGGUCCUUCCAUCACCAUGAUUGUUCUUGGCAAAUUUUUCUACAGAAGUGGUUUGCCAUUGCCUCCUUCUGUGUAGUGUCUUUACAAGAUGGGUGACCCCAACCAUUAUCAAUACUCUUCAGAGAUUGUCUACGUCCGUGGUCGCAUAACCAGGACUUAUGAUAUGCACCAGCUGCUGAUACGACCCAUCCUCUCCUGCUUCCAUGGCUUCAUGUGACCCUGUUUGGGAGGGCUAAGCAAGUGUUACCACCUCGCCCAAGGGCGACCUGCAGGCUAACAGAGGGAAGGAGCGACUUACACCUCCUUUGGUAGAGACGCAUCACCCUGCCACCCAAGGGCAAACACUAGCCUAAUGCUAUAACUGUUAUCCCCCCCCCCCACCACACCCCACCUUCCCCCAGACUACUUCGAGUCAAAUGCCUUCCUUUCACUGAGGCACUAAGAAAAUUCCAGAAACACGCAGUGGGUUAGGCCCCAUCUGUGAGAAGAGAAACAGCAGUGAUGUUUCAGCUUGAAGACCCUAGAUCUGAAUCUUUGACCUGAAACCUUGGCUUGGUUUCUCUUCCCGCAGCUGCUGCCAGUCCCCCUGAAAGAACGCAGCAUCUAUGGAGGGAAAUAAACAGCCAACAUUUCGGGCCGAGAUCUUUCAUCAGGACUCCCUGCUGGAGUGUUGCCAGCAUAUCCAGAUUUUCUUUCAGAUUUGCAGUAUCUGCAUGAUUUUUGAUUGGCAUUGACACGAGCAAAGUGAAAAGGAGUAAACUUACAAAUACCCGGAGAGUUAACCUAGCAUGGAUCGAAUGCUGUGUAAAAAAUUACUGGCCAGUACCUGAUGAUACUCAUUUCGCCAAAUUAUACGGCACAGCCGUUUUGUAACCAACUGAUGUGAGAUUGAGUCUUGGGUCCAGACAUUGCUGAACUUAGUGGCAACUCAGACUUUAUCACUUUGGUUUGAUGUAUUAAAAAGUUCUAAUUACAAAAGCUUUAUGAGGAAAGGUUGAGAGAGCUAGGGCUUUUUAAUGUUCAAAAUUCAAAGUAACCAUAUGCAACCCUAAGAUUCAUUUUGCUUGUGGUUCUACAGAAUAAAUAACCAAGAAGCACAUUAGAAUUAAUGAAAGACCACACCUAACAGAACGGACAACAAUGUUCAAAAAAACAAGUGGAGUGAAUGCAAAUAAAAAAGAAAAAAAAGAAAUAAUAACAAUAAAAGAAUUAAGCAAUAAAUAUUGAGAAGUGUUUGGCCCAUAACCUUCUCAACCUUUCCAAUCCAUGUACCUGUCUAACUGCCUUUCAAAAAUUACAAUUGUACUUGCCAACCACUUCCUCUCAAACCAUAUCCAUAUAUGCUUGUUCCACAAACUGUAUAUACCUACUUUUGCUUAAUAAAAUUCUGCUCCUCUAGUUCCUAUUAAAUCUCUCCCCUUUCACCUUUAACCUAUGCUCUUUAGUUCUUGAUUCCCUAACCCUGAGAAAAGGACAGAGUCCAUUCACCUUAAUUCUGCUGCAUAUGACUUUAAAUACCUGUAUAGGAUUACCUCUCAGUCUCCUAUGCUCUAAGCAACAACGUCUUAGCCUGUCCAACCUCUCCAUAUAUCUCUGUCCUUCAAAUCCUGGUAAAAUCCUUGUACAAUUUUCUGCAUUUUUUCAGUAUAAUGAUAUCUUUCCCAUAGCAGGGCAACCCAAACAGAGCAGAAUUUUCCAAGUCCAGCUUCACCAUUGUCCUGAACAGCUGCAGAUUUCACUAGGCUAGGAUACAUGGCCAGUUGGUAUCAUGUUUACUUGCUUUGAUUUCAUUCCUCUCACAUCCCAUUCUUUGAAAUGUGGAUCAUUCUGGCAAGGCCAUUGUUUAUCAUCCAUUCCAGUUUCCUUUGGAAAUUUCUAGUGAUCUUUGUCCUUGGGCCACUGCAGUGGAGUCACUCAUCAGACCUAUAGACAUAGUCAUACUCCACGGAAACAGACUGUUCAGCCCAAUGUUCAUGCCCACUGUGAGAUUGUGUGAGCUAGUCCCAUCUACCUGUGUGUGGCCCACAGUCCUUCAAGUAUCCCCUAUCCAUGUACUUAUCUGAAUGGUUUUUCAAUAUUGCUAAUGUGUCCAACCCAAUCACUACCUCUUGUAGCACACACCAAAUACAGACCACCCUCUGUGUGAAGAAUAUGACUUGAAUUCCCUUUUAAAUCUCUCAACUCUGACCUUAUACCUAUAGUCUCUUGUAUAGGCAAUGUGCUUUCACCCCCUUUCUUUGCUCCUCAAGAUCUUAUACACCUUUAUCAGGUCACUCCACUCCCAUUUUCCUACAUUCCAGGAAGUAAAGUCCUGAUGUUCUUUGGAGAUGGAAAGGAUGGUCGAUGGUAUUCUCCAAAGUAACUUAAGUGAACCAGAUACGUUUUAUAAAUAAGAAAAAGAAGUCUUUUCUAACUUGCAGAUUUCCACUUUCCAAUUAGCAGUAUUGGAUUCUUAAUCAGUUCAAAGGACUAAGUGACUCAUUCUGGCUUCUUAAUCAUUCUUACUGCAUGUUAUCAGAUUUCAAUUAAACUAUCUUCCAAUUCCUAAGAGCAAAAUGAAAGUGAAAUUUAUUAUCAAAAUGGAAUGUAGAAAGUUGCACAGAUUACAGGCCCUUUGUCCCAUGAAGUUGUGUCAGCCUUUAAUUUACACUAAGAUCAAUUUAACCUUUUCUUCCUUCAAAUCCCUCUAUCAUGCCUGCACCUACCUAAGAGUUUCUUAAAUACCUCUAAUGUACCUACCUCUACCACCAACUCUGGCAAGGCGUUCUCUGCACCCACCACUCUGUGUGUGAAGAACUUAGCUCUGAUAUCCCGUUAUACUUUCCUCCAAUCACCUUUAAGUUAUGCUUCCUGUGGGAAAAAGUUUCUGGCUAUCAACUCAAUCUGUGGUUCUUAUCAUCUUGAACUCCUCUCUGAAGUCAUCUCUCAUCUUCCUUCAGUCCAAAGAGAGGAACUGGCUCAACCUCUCUUCAUAAGGCAUACCUCUCACCCAGGCAGCGUCCUUGUAAAUCUCCUCUACACCCUGCCUAAAGCUUCCACAUCCUUCCUAUAAUCAGGUGAACAGAACUGAAUACAGUAUUCCAACACAACAAACCCAAAAUGCUGGAGGAACUCUGUGCUGGAAAGGCAGCAUCUAUGGAAAUGAAUAAGCAGUUGAUGUUUCAGGCCGAGACCCUUCUUCACGACUGAAAAGGAAGAGGGAAAUUGCCACAGUAAAAAGGUGGGGGGAAGAGAAGGAGGAUAGCUGGAAGGUGAUAGGUGAAGCCAGGUGGGUGGGAAAGAUAAAAGGCUGGAGAGGAAGGAAUCUGAUAGGAGAGGAGAGUGGACCAUAGGAAAGGGGAGUGUGAUCUAAUCAGAGUUUUAUAGAGCUACAGCAUUAUCUCAUGGCUUUUGAACUCAAUCCCCCUGACAACUGAAGGCUAACAUAUCAUAUAUCUGCUGAACAAGCCUGUCAAUUUGCUCGGCAACUUUGAGGGAUCUGUUAAUGUGGAGCCCAAGAAAUCUGUCAUUAGCCCUGUAUCCUUUCUUCAAAUUCGACCUUCCAAAUUGAAUCUGUAUUCCAAAAUAUGAAUAUUUUACCAUAUACUACCUCGAAAUUCAUUUUCUUGCUGGCACUUACAGGUAAAUAAAGAAAUACUAUAGAAUUUACAAAAAAAAACCUCUACAUAACCAAAGGCUGACAAACGACCAAAGUGAAAAAGAAGACAAACUGUGCUAAUGAAAAAAAAUAAUACUGAGAACGUGAGCUUCGGAGUCCUUAAAAGUGGAUCCAUAGUUGUGAAAUCAGUUCAGUGUUGAGGAAAGUGAAGUUAUCCAUUCUGGUUCAAGAGCCUGAUAGUUGAAGGGUAAUAUCUAUUCCUGAAUCUGGUGGUAUGGGAUGAAAUGCUUCUGUACCUCCUUCCUGAUGAUACCACUGAGACGAGGGCAUGGUCUGGAUGGUUUGGGUCCUUGAUUUUGGAUGUUGCUCUCUUGUAGCAGUGCCCCUUUUCAAAUCCCUUACUCACUCUUCCUUCAGUUAGUCCUGACGAAGGGUCUCGGCCUGAAACGUCGACUGCGCCUCUUCCUAUAGAUGCUGCUUGGCCUGCUGCGUUCACCAGCAACUUUGAUGUGUGUUGCUUGAAUUUCCAGCAUCUGCAGAAUUCCUGUUGUUCCCCAUUUAAAUGUACUCAGUUAUCCUCAGUUAAUCAUUGGAUCAGCAACUUAAGGCAGAGAGGUCAGUAAUUCGUCAUCGCCAACAAACCAUACCCACAAUGCUCGACAAAACCACAGCUAAACAGAAUGUACCAAGCAGCAAAGCAGCAAUAGUGAAACAAAUUUCCGCUCACCCUCCCGGGCACAGCCACGCACAUAUACAGUCCUUUGACUCCAGGAAAGGCUACCUUCUUCAGCCUCCUGCUAACUUGUGGAUUCACAAACACUGAGCUGCAAUUUCCCCGGCAGAUUUGCAGAGCUAGGCUCUGGUCAUCGGGCCUUGACUUCUGGACUUCCAAUCAACCUCCAGCCUUCCACCUGGCCUUCAGUUGACCUUUGGGUUUCAACCCACACUUCCAAUUGACCUUCAGUCUUUGAUCUUUGGUAUUGACCCACCAGCACUUUCUUGGCAACUAGCGGCGGGCAAUUAAAUGCUGGCUCAGCCUGCAAAGUCCACACCCCAUUCAAUUGGAGACUCAACACUACAGAUGCUAGAAGUGGUUCAAAAGUUCAAAGUAUAUUUUAUUAUCAAAGUACAUAUAGGUCUCCAUAUACAACCCUGAGAAUUAUUUUCUUGAGGCCAUACUCAAUAAAUCCAUUAUAGGAUAAUAAUCGUAACAGAAUCAAUUGAAGACUGCACCAACCUGGACUUUUAACCAGAGUGCAGAAAGCAACAAACUGUGCAAAUACAGGAAGAAGAAAUAAUAAUAAUAAACAAAUAAGCAAUAAAUAUUGACAACAUGAGAUUAAGAGUCCUUCAAAGUGUGACAAAUUGUUGCAGUAACAUUUCAAUGAUGGGUCAGGUGAAGUUGAGUGAAGUUGUCCCCUUUGGUUCAGGAGCCUGAUGGUUGAAGGGUAAUAACUGUUCCUGAACCUGGUGGUGUGAGUCCUGAGGCUCCUGUACCUUCUUCCUCUUGGCAGCAGCAAGAAGAGAGCAUAUCUUAUGUGGUGGAAGUCUCUGAUGAUGGAUGCUGCUUCUGUCCAAUGGUAUUUCAUGUAGAUGUGCUCAAUGGUUGGGAGGGCUUCACCCGUGAUAGACUGGGCCACAUCCAUUAUUUUUUAUAGGGUUUUCCAGUCAAGGGCAUUGGUGUUUCUAUACGAAGCUGUGAUGCAGCCAGUCAAUGCACUCUGCACCACACAAUAGACAAUAGACAAUAGACUAUAGGUGCAGGAGUAGGCCAUUCGGCCCUUCGAGCCAGCACCGCCAUUCCCUGUGAUCAUGGCUAUCUACACAUCUACAGAAGUUUGUCAAAGUUUAGAUGUCAUGCCGAAUCUCUGCAAACUCCUAAGAAAGUAGAGGUGGUGCUAUGCUGUCUUUGUGAUUGCACUUAUGUGCUGGGCCCAGGGCAGGUCCGCUGAUAUAAUAACACACAAGAACUUAAGGUUGUUAACCCUCUCCACCUCUGAUCCUCCAAUGAGGACUGGCUCAUGGACCUUUGAUUUCCUUCCCCCGAAAUCAAGAGUCGGUUCCUUGGUCUUGCUGACAUUGAGUGAGAGGUUGUUGUUAUGAAAUCAUUCAGCCAGAUUUUCACUCUCCCUCCAAUAUGCUGAUACAUCACCACUUUUGAUUCAGCCUACAACAGCGGUGUCAUCGCACACUUGAAUAUGGCAUUGGAGCCACACAGAGAUAAGUUUAAAGCGAGUAGGGGAUUAAGCACACAGUCUUGUAGUGUAACUGUGCUGAUGGACAUUAUGGAGAUGUUGUUGCCAGUCUGAACUGACUGGGGUCUACAAGUGAAGGAAAUUAAGGGUCCAGUUGCUCAAAGAGAUAUUGAGGUCAAGGUCUUGGAGCUUAUUGAUUGGUUUUGAGGUGACGACGUUAUUGAAUGCUGAGCUGAAGUUGUUAAAGAGCAUCCUGAUAUAUGUAUCAUAAGACCACAAGAUAUAGGAACAGAAUUGGGCCAUUUGGCCCGUCGAGUCUGCUCCACUAUUUCAUCAUGGCUGAUCCUGUAUUUCUCUCAACCCCUGAAUCCCUUCAUGCCCUGACCAAUCAAGAAUCUAUCAAUCUCUGCCUUAAAUAUUCGUAAAGACUUGCCCUUCACGGCCACCUGUGGCAAGAAACCCCACAGAUUCACCACUCUCUGGCUAAAGAAAUUCCUCCUCAUCUCUGUUUUGAAAGGACACCCCUCUAUUCUGAGGCUGUGUCUUCUGGUCCUAGACUCCCCCACCACAGGAAAUAUCCUCUCCACAUCCACUCCUUCAUGGCCUUUCACUAUUCGACUGACUUCACUUAGGUCACCCUAACUUUCAAUUGUCACGUGUACCAAGGUACAGUGAAAAGCUUUUGUUUACCUGCCAUCCAGAUAGACCAUUCCAUACAUAUGUACAUUGAGGUAGUAGUAAAGAACAACAGGAUACAGUAUAUAGUUUUACAAUGGUAGAGAAAGUGCAGUGCAGGUAGACAAAUAAAGUUCAAGGGUCAUGAGAACUGAGAGAUCAAGAGUUGAUCUAUUAAUGUAUGAGAGGUCCACUUAGGGGUGUAGAUUGGGUGAACCAAAUUGGUAAAGGUGCUGAGGAAGAGGAUUUCUUGGAAUGUAUGCGGGAUGGUUUUUUGAACCAACAUGUCGAGGAACCAACUAGAGAGCAGGCUAUUCUGGACUGGGUUUUGAGCAAUGAGGAAGGGUUAAUGAGCGAUCUUGUCGUGAGAGGCCCCUUGGGUAAGA
Mobula hypostoma (lesser devil ray) is the source of this 20822-nucleotide messenger RNA. RefSeq names its product P2Y purinoceptor 1-like. Gene Ontology annotation, cellular component: plasma membrane. Gene Ontology annotation, biological process: phospholipase C-activating G protein-coupled receptor signaling pathway; relaxation of muscle; platelet activation. Gene Ontology annotation, molecular function: G protein-coupled ADP receptor activity; A1 adenosine receptor binding; G protein-coupled ATP receptor activity. The record is from RefSeq and is a predicted model, not a curated record. The coding region runs from base 693 to 1778 and encodes 361 amino acids. The transcript has 3 exons. NCBI's taxonomy places the organism in Eukaryota, Metazoa, Chordata, Chondrichthyes, Myliobatiformes, Myliobatidae.